GAGAGAGACCCUUUAAUAUUAAAUCAUUAUGUUUUUUUUCUUUUUUUUUUAAAUAACGCAAAUCUUCAUAAAUAGUCCCUAUGGCAGUGAAAUGACAUAAAUACCCUCCACUUAACAGCCAAAAGUUAACGGAGUUAACAAAAAGGACCAUUUGUUAAAAGUUUUGAAACCACUGGGACCAUCUGUGAAGUUUUUAAAGAUUAGGGACUAAACUUCAGAUUUUCAGAAACCACAUGGACCAUUUUUGAAGUUUUGUCUUUAAAAAAUCAAAAUAAACAAUACAAAUCAUAUGAACAAAAAUCGAAACAGAUUCAGAAAACAUAACCAUCAUCGAUUUAAACUUAAAUCGAAAGGUUUUAUAGAUUGGAAAUUCAUAGUUGAAAAAGAAUAAAAGAACACAUAAUCUAAAACGUACCCAUAAUCGAUCUAAACUAUGAUAAAAUUAAAGUAAAAUAUCUCUAUAUCAUUAUCCUUCUUCCAUGAUGAUCGACCACAAGACUGACCCACACAGAUCGAAGCCCACAUAUAUUUUAUUUCUUCUUUCCCCUAUUUACUUCUCCAUUACAAAGCUUAGGUUAGAUAAAUUAUGUAAAGAAAUGAGGGAGAUGACAUAAGGCUACCGGUAAUGAGGGGUGAGGCAGGGUAUUUUUCAUUUUAUUUUUAGUGAGAUUUAACUUUCAUUAAUUGAAUUCCUAAUUUAAUUCAUUUUAUUUUUGGUGAGAUUUAGUUGUCAUUAAUAUAAUUCCUACUUUAAUUCAUUUUAUUUUUGGUGAGAUUUAAUUAUCAUUAAUAGACUUCCUAAUUUAAAACGUAAUCUACGUUUUAUAAAAUUUAUGGAAAAAAAUAAAAGGGUUGACAAAGAUAAUGUCAGAAAAUAAUCUAAUGGUGGAAAAUAUAGGAUUGUAAUGCAAUCAAUGGCCUUGAUUUAUUCAUUUAGAGUUAAGGGUUCUCUUUUAAUAAUAUUUAGAGGAAAGUCGGGUGUUAUAGUUAUAAUAUUCACAUUGCAAAAUAAGAAGUAUAAUAAUGAAAUCAAAUUUAUCAAAGGACAUGUAUUAUUUGGUAUAAAUGCACUUUGAUCUUAAGAAGUACUUUCCUUCACUUCUAGUGUUGAGUAAUUGCUUAGUAGUCACAAAUGGUUAACAAUUAUACACUCAAUCAAUGAUUAGUUUCAUAAAAUCGAGUAUAGACCCAAUUUCCAAUUAUAAUUAUCUUAUUUAAACUAUUGCGAAAACUAUAAAAAGUAAUAAGGAAGCUAAAGGAUUAAGUGGAAAAUGCUGAAAACUUAGCAUUCAAUAGCUAGUUACUCAACCGAAUCAAGCCAUUCCAAGGCAUGAACUUGACCGAGUCACCCUCAUCACAACACAUUGCGAACAAUUUUUGCUUCUAUAUUGUUCAAAUAUGUCUAAACUACUUCCAAUACAUUCCAAACAACUUCCACUUGUCCUAGUUAUGUACUAACAUCUAAAUAAUUUUUUUAGUACAUUCGAUGUCAGUGAGUUUCAUCCUCUAAUCAUGAUCUACAAGCUCAACAUGAAGGUGGAAUUAACCACAUGGCGGAAUGAUGUCUCCUUUAUGAUCUAAUGUUUGAUUCUGAAUUUAAAACUCAUCCAAACCUUCCUAAUUAAGAAAAAUCUCGGAUUUAGGAAAUCCUUAAAUCUUAACUCGAAAUAGCGUAGAAGAAUCACAAGUAAUGUACCUUACAAAGCUUAAAUGGAUCGAUUUAAGUUUUUUCUUUCCUCCUGAUCAGCACUUCAAACUUCUUCCUAAUUCUUCCCCAGCCUCAAAAUCACCAACUCUUUUUCCAUCCAAAGUCCAAACUCUGUCAAAUCGAUUUGAGUUCAAAUGAAAAGGGAGAAGAGUGUAAGUUUCAUCUUUUGCAUCUUUACAUAAUUGGUCCCUUAACUAGCCAUUUUUCUAAAUUAACCACUAGUUGGUUCUACCGAGGGGUGUAAACGAUCUGAGUCGAGCCCGAUCUUGGUCGGGCUCGACCCGGACUCGUUUAAGUUAUGAGGGGAUCGAGCUCGAGCUCGGCUCAAUUCGAGCUUUAUUGGAUGAAGCUCAACUUAAGCUUGUGAAGAAUUAUAUAGGUUCGGCUCGAGCUCGAGAUUGACUCGUUUACUGUGUGAUGAAUCUAAAUAAACUUAAGCUCGAUUCAAGGCCGUUUAUUCAUACCCUAAAUCCCUAAUUCCCCAAAUAUAUUUUUUUAUUUUAAUAUAUAAAAAUAAUAAUAAUGUAUAUCAUAUAUAAACUCGUUUAGGCUCGCGAGCUCAUUGAUCGAAGCUUGGUUCGAGCUCAUUUAAUAAAUGAGUCUCAUACUUAGGCUCGAGCUUGAUUCAGGCUCGUUUAAUUUGAUCUCGAGUUGAGCAUUUAAUGGGUCGAUUUCGAGUAGCUCGACUCACUUAGACCCAAAGUUCUACUAGCCUUGGUCUGUUCCUUUACUUACCAUUCUAACCCUGACUAACAUAGUUUCUAACAAAAAUGGUCCAGGAUGAGUUAGUUAACAAAGGAUCAGUUUUUGGCGCGAACGAUGAUGCCUGCUUACAAUCUCUCAAAAGGUACCUUUUUUUUUCACAGGUAUAGACAGAGAACGAUCCCGACUAAACUAUACAAAUGUUUUACCUAUGCAAUUCACCUUGUAAACGGCAGCAUUAUGCUGAUUGCAUAUUCACUGGUGUAAAUAGCAAGCGUGGAUCUUGUGACAACUUCACAUCGUGUUCAACGAUGUCUAUGCUUUGUAGACAUCGAUUUCUCAACCUGAAGCAUCUGUAUUUCUAUCAUCGGAAACGACACAUCUUCGCAUCAAAACCUAGAGAACCAUUUCGAGGUCUCAUUGUUUGUUGUUAACUUUCUAACUUCCUUCCGGCUGCUGCUCCCCAAGUGUUUGAUAAUAUUCCUGAACCAGAUUAUGCGUUUUAGGUUUUAGCUCUUGUUUUUGUUCAAUCGCGUUGUAGAGUUUGUGGUAUAUCCGAUUAUUCCGUGUCUGGAUAUGGAGAGUCCGGUGCCAUAUAGCAGAGGGUUGCAGAAACAUUCGAUCACGAAGCAAGCGCGAAGUGGAUAUGAACCAUCUGAUACAGAGACAGAAUUGCAUGAAGCUCCAUGGAGUCAAUUCAAUAAAAAGAGCUUAGAAUUGGGAUCUGGAGUACCAAAGAUGAAUUCCGAAGAAACUAGAAAUUUAAAUCAUAUGAGACUCAACCGAAGACACUCUUCAAAGUUCGAUCCUGAAGGUCUCCCACCUCCGAGAAGACACAGCAAAUCUCCAUACAAAACACGACGAGAUGACGCGAAUCCCCGAUCACCAACUCUCGGCCCACUUCCUCUUCCACCUGGCAGAAACAUCAGCCCCUUUUCAAAAUCUGAGCGUAGGAGACACGUUUCACCUUUUCAACAAUCGCAUGAUCCAUUGGAUGAUAACGAUGAAGCUAAUGGCUCAUAUAUCAAGCAAAAACUCAGACAAUCAAAUCAUGAUUACGCUAGAACAUUAUCUGCACCUAGACUUCGACCAAAGGACAAAGACCAAAGGGUAAAAAGGAGAGACGAAAGGAGUAGAACACCUCCAUUACGCAGAAGUAUCACCCCAAGAAAAGACAAAGAAGUAAAUUCCAAGAAUUCUCAUGCUCCUUCUGUAGGCGAGAUCAAUGAAAUGGUUGCAAAUGCGAAACUCGCCAAGAGUCCGAUCCGACGUGGCGCAGUUUUCGAUAGCACAGACUCUCUUCCAGGUGGAGAUAUCUUCUUUUCUCGAGAUUAUCCACCAGUUUCAAAGCCGAAAGUCUUCAUAGAAAAGAAAUCCUACAAAUCAAACACCAUUCCUAACUACAAUACUCCUGGUAAUUACUCUUCUAGUCUUUUAACUCCAACAACUAUCAUCUCAACUUCUGCUGUAAGUAGACAAAGUAGCAAUGUAAGCGAUGCUAGUGGGAAGUCAACGGGGAGUUCUUGGAAGUUCACUGCAAAUAGGAGAAAAAACCAGACAGAUGCAUGGUUUUCUUGCAUAGGGAAAGGAUCUUGUCGAAGUGGAACUACUAAAAAGUCUCCUGAAAGAGCUUUUGAUGAAGCUUCUUUUAUUGAAAAGGCUUUUGUUGUUGAGAGUCUUAGACAAUUUUGGGCUGAUAAACAUCAACCUUCUUCAUUGGAUGGAUUUGCUUGCCAUAAACAAGAAGCCCUGCAACUUAAACAACUUGCAUCACAAGAAAUAUUUCCACAUAUUCUUUUCAAGGGAGCUCAAGGUUCAGGUAGGAAAGCAUUCACAAUGGCCCUAUUGCGUGAGAUAUAUGGAGAUGCUGCUCGAAAUAUAUCUCAUGAUUUAAGAUACUUCCAGAUUCAGGAAACUCGGUUGACUCAAGUAGCUGUUCCUGUAACUUCAAGUGUGCAUCAUGUAGAGCUUAAUGUGUAUUUGGAAGCAAAUGCCAGAUAUGCCCUUAUGGCUUCAGUUAAACAAAUAAGUAGCAACCAUUCAGUUGCUCCUGAGAUUAGUACAGUUAAUUUGAAGCCUGAUUUUACAGUUAUGGUCCUUUAUGAUGUUGAUAAAGCUGAUGAAAGCAUUCAGCACUUGAUAAAGUGGAUCAUGGAUUGCUAUUCAGAUGUUUGUAAACUUGUCCUUUGUUGUGAGGAUGAUCUCCAUAUUCUUGAACCUGUCAAAACUAGGUGCCACGUCAUCAAACUUGAUCCUCCAGUGACUCAUGAAAUCAUGGAAGUUCUUAUUCAAAUAGCAAGGAAAGAAAACUUUGAUUUACCAAUGAAAUUUGCUGCAAAAAUUGCUAAUAAAUCCAAACAGAAUUUAAGGAAAGCAAUCAUGGCUCUUGAAGCAUGCAAGUCUCACAACUAUCCUUUUGUAGAAGAUCAACCAAUUGCAAUAGGAUGGGAAAAUGUCCUAAUUGACCUUGCUGCUGAGAUCCUAGCUGAUCCAUCAUCUAAAAGGCUAUUUCUCAUACGUGGAAAGCUACAAAAACUUCUGGUGGAGUUUGUUCACCCAAAAUUAAUUCUUUUGAAACUGAUUGAACAGUUCCUCAAGGGUGUAGAAGCUACCAUCAAAAGGGAGCUAUAUUAUUGGCAUGGUUAUUAUGAUAAGAGACUCCCAGUUGGAACCAGUGCCUUACUAAAAUUAGAAGAGUUUGUUGCCAAAUUCAUGAGUAUACACCGCAAGAAUUUACUUAAUCGUCAGUGACUGAAGUUUGGCGAAUCUGUAUUCAGACACAUUGGAAAGAAAAGAUAAGAUUGCAACGUUUUCUUUUUGGGGGAAUUGUUUGGUGUGAAAUUACAUAUUUACCCAUUAUAAAUCAUUAUGAAUGUAGAUUUGGUUGUGGGGUUGUGGGUGCUUUUUAUGAAUGUUUUGUAUCAAGUGGUGAAUUAUGUUGAAAGUAAGUUUGUAUAUUUUAGUUGAUAGUUGUUUUGAGUUAAGUCGCUCAAAAAGAGGUAUGAAUUUUGAAAAUAAAAUGAUUUGUUGUAAUAGUUAUUAAAUACUCACAUACAUGGAUAAAACCGUUGUCACGUUCAAUGAUUGUAUAGAAUUUUGAAAAUAAAAUGAUUGUUGUAUA
This is a messenger RNA of Lactuca sativa (garden lettuce), 5531 nucleotides long. RefSeq lists its product as uncharacterized. The record is from RefSeq and is a predicted model, not a curated record. Lineage: Eukaryota; Viridiplantae; Streptophyta; Magnoliopsida; Asterales; Asteraceae. Gene Ontology annotation, biological process: DNA repair; DNA-templated DNA replication. Gene Ontology annotation, molecular function: DNA binding; DNA clamp loader activity. Gene Ontology annotation, cellular component: nucleus; DNA replication factor C complex.